Messenger RNA from Peronospora matthiolae, 2013 nucleotides. NCBI's taxonomy places the organism in Eukaryota, Oomycota, Peronosporomycetes, Peronosporales, Peronosporaceae. The record is from the annotation of a GenBank genome assembly.
AUGGAAGACAAGUUUGAUGAAGGUCCGCGCAACUACAACGAUGAGUCAAGUGUCGUUGAGUUUGAUGAUCAUGAUGAGGACGAAGAAAAAGAAGAAGGUAAAACUGACGACGACAUGGACUCGAGCGACGAUGACAACGAAGACACCAGGUCUUCGAAGAGCAACAUCAAGAGACACACGCGCACUCAAUCACUUGAGAAAGCUACCGUCAUUCCAAGUCCCAAGCGAAGAACAUACAGAGGUCCGUCGCUUGAGCAUGUGUCAGCGGCUGCAAUGGAUUUUGAAGCAGCCUACAUCGUUGAUUCAGUGGGGGAAACGCCGACUACAUUCAAGUCGGCGAUGGAAUCAAGCGACUCCGGCAAGUGGAAAGAAGCGUGUGACUCGGAGUUCGACUCGCUUCAGAGAAACGACACGUGGGAAAUCGUGCCUCUUCCGAAAGGUCGCAAGGCCAUCGGGUGCCGAUGGGUUUUUCGUGUAAAGGAGAAUCAAGAUGGCGAAGUUGAACGUUUCAAGGCAAGACUUGUGGCCAAAGGAUUCUCACAGAAAUUCGGAGUUGACUAUGAAGAAACUUUCGCACCGGUGGCCAAGUUCACAUCGAUUCGUGUGGUGCUCAGUAUGGCGGCUAAAUACGGCCUAAUGCUACAUCAGAUGGACGUCAAGACAGCGUUUCUUAACGGCUCCCUCAACGAAGACAUCUACAUGGACCAGCCGGACGGAUACCUGGAUGCAACACAGCCGGACUAUGUGUGCAAGCUAAAGAGAUCACUCUACGGCUUGAAGCAAUCGCCUCGCAUGUGGAACCAAACAAUCGAUGGGUUCAUGAUCAAGAUGGGAUUCAAGAAGUGCGAAUCGGACCACUGCAUCUACAUCAAGCGAGACGACCAAGACAUGAUUCUCGUGGUACUCUACGUCGAUGAUCUCAUCCUGGCCAGCAGCAACAACGAACUCCUCAAGUCAACCAAGAUGGCGCUGAGCAAACGCUUCGAAAUGACGGAUCUCGGUGAGCUCGAUUACUUUCUCGGCAUGGAGAUCAAGAACGACCGUAAGACGGGAAUGGUGACUGUACAACAAACCAAGUUCCUCAAGUCCGUGUUAACCAAGUUCGGAAUGGAUAACAGCAAGCCAGUGAAGACGCCUCAAGAUCCCGGCCUGAAGCUAACCAAGAACAUGUGUGAACAAGAAUGCAAGCACGAAGACACCAUGUGCAACGUGCCAUAUCGAAGUGCUGUCGGAGGCAUCAUGUAUCUCAUGGUCGCCACACGUCCGGAUCUAGCUGCUGCAGUGGGAUCAUUAUCCCAGUUCUCGUCCGACCCAUGCCCGACUCACUGGCAAGCUUUGAAGCGUGUGCUGAGAUACCUGCAAGCAACGCCCAAUCAUGGUCUUGAGUUUACACGUGAAGAAGGAAGCCGUAUCUGCGGGUACACCGACGCAGACUGGGCCGGCGACAUUGAGUCAAGACGAAGUACAAGCGGCUAUGUGUUCAUGAUGAGCGGAGGAUGCAUCAGCUGGAAAAGCCAGAAACAACGGACGGUCGCGCUAUCUUCAACAGAAGCAGAAUACAUGGCGCUUUCCGAAGCAACCAAAGAAGCAGUAUGGCUCAAAGUGCUUUUGGGGGAACUUGGUGAGAUGACAAGCGACGAAGCGAUCAAGAUGUAUGAAGACAACCAAGGAUCAAUCGCUCUCGCCAAGAACCCGGAGUUCCAUAAGAGAACAAAACACAUCGACAUACGCUACCAUUUUGUGCGUGAGAAGGUGGAAUCAGGUGAAGUCGUUUUGGAGUAUUGCCCGACUCAAGAUAUGCUGGCAGACAUGAUGACCAAGCCGAUCGCCGCUGUACAAUUUGAAAACAUUCGCGAUCGACUUGGGAUCCAAGGUGCCGCAGCUAACGAGUCGAGAGGGAGUGUUGAAAAGACAGCGGCUGUGAAGAAGACACCUCGUCAAGCUGCGUCAAGUGUUGAAGCAAGUGGAAGACCAAGCUUCGCUAUACCGGUGGGUACCGGUAUGUACCAGUAA